Messenger RNA from Microplitis demolitor, 3092 nucleotides. RefSeq names its product dual specificity mitogen-activated protein kinase kinase hemipterous. The transcript is spliced from 8 exons. The coding region runs from base 244 to 2622 and encodes 792 amino acids. The record is from RefSeq and is a predicted model, not a curated record. NCBI's taxonomy places the organism in Eukaryota, Metazoa, Arthropoda, Insecta, Hymenoptera, Braconidae. Gene Ontology annotation, biological process: protein phosphorylation. Gene Ontology annotation, molecular function: protein kinase activity; ATP binding.
UACACUGGGGGUUUUCACUUGGUGCAGUUCAAUGCUGCCAAAAAGGGCAGACUGCUACACCAGAAACAUAUUUUAUUAAUAUUAAAAUGUGUGUAAUUUGUUAAAUAAUAAUAAUUAUCAACAUAGACACUAAUAAUAAAAAAAAUUUUCAUAAAUAAACAGUGCGCGUAUAUUUAAAUUUAAAUUUUAAAAAUAUUUAAAAUAUUCAGCAAUUAAACAAAGAAAAAAAAACAUAUUAUUAUAAUGUCUAGUACACUAGAGAAUAAAAUAUUAAAUUUACAAGAACGUUUGCGAGCUGAAACAGAAUCUCGGGAUCGUGAUCGACGAGUCAAUAGCGAUGUGCCACCAGGUUCAGGAAUCCAACCCUCGUCCUCAGCACCAACAUCUUCAUCAGUUGUCCGAAGACCACGACAACUUGGAGAUAUGGGAACACCAACACGGUCAAGAAAACAAUUGGAUUUGCCGAUACAAAUGGUACCACCAAAGACAUGUGACAGCGAAGUUGACUCAAAGUUGCAGGAGAUAAUGAAAAUGAAUGGUAUACUUACGAUAAAUGGACUUAAAUAUCAAACAGAAAUGAAAGAUUUGGAGCAUUUGGGUGAACUGGGUAAUGGUACGUGUGGGCAUGUUGUUAAAAUGAAACAUAAACCUAGUGGUGUUGUUAUUGCGGUUAAACAAAUGCGGCGAUCUGGUAAUACUGAGGAAAAUAAACGUAUUAUUAUGGAUCUUGAUGUAGUACUCAAGUCGCACGACUGCCCUUACAUUGUACAGUGUCUAGGAUGUUUUAUUACUGAAUCAGAUGUAUGGAUAUGUAUGGAGUUGAUGGCAACUUGUCUUGAUAAAUUGUUGAAAAAAUGUAGACAACCGAUACCAGAAGAUUUUUUAGGCAAAGUUACUGUUGCAACUGUUAAAGCAUUGUCGUACCUGAAAGAAUCACAUGGAGUUAUUCAUAGAGAUGUUAAGCCUAGUAAUAUUCUACUUGAUGAAACGGGUGGUGUUAAAUUAUGCGAUUUUGGUAUUUCUGGACGUUUAGUUGACAGUAAAGCUAAAACUAGAAGUGCAGGAUGUGCUGCAUAUAUGGCGCCGGAAAGAAUAGACCCACCGGAUCCAACGAAACCGGACUAUGAUAUAAGAGCAGAUGUUUGGAGUCUGGGUAUAACACUAGUGGAAUUAGCUACUGGAGUUUUUCCGUAUCGAGAUUGCAAGACUGAUUUUGAAGUUUUGAGUAGGGUGGUACAAGAAGAUCCACCAGCUCUUCCUUCAGGCACUCAUUUUUCAAAAGAAUUUCGUUCUUUUGUCACAUGCUGCCUAACUAAAAAUUACAAACAACGGCCUAAAUAUAAUAAACUUAUAGAACAUUCAUUUAUUAAAAAAUACGACAGUCAAGAAAAUAAUGCUAAUCCAUCGUUGCCUACGUCUGGAUGCCAAUGGCUUGGUAGAGUUAUGAAACAACUCGAACCUAGAUUGGGGGAAAAUGAUACUCAGCAACGAGUAACAGGACACAUUUCUCUUAAGCAAACAGCAAAUUUGCGUAACAAUCAAUCCGAGAAACAAAAUCAUUUAAAAAAUAAUCCAACAACAGGAACAGUAACCAAAGAGCCGCUAAAUCCAAAUAGUACAUUUUCAUCAUUUUAUCAUCGGCUAACGAGUGCUGAAAAUGGAAUAUCAACAUAUGUACCAUACAGUCCAUACACAUGGAGACGUAAAGAAAUAACGAGGCCUUUCUCACCACCAACGAAUAAAACUAAUGAACAAGAUUCUGUUACAACAAGUACAUUGACAACGACUGCGAUUGGAGUUACAACGGCAACAAGAUCUUAUUCACCUUAUCGUCAAUACAUUGAACAAAAUCGUAGAUCAACAAAUGGCUCGAGUGUGUGUAAAGUAGAUAUUAAUUCAUUGGAUAAGUCUUCUUAUCAUAAUAACAGAUUCGAGGAACGUGAUAGCAGUACAGAUCGAUGGCAAAGUGUCUCGCGGUCUCUCAGUCCCUUUGCACGUGACUACUCACCAUGGAGACGAGAGAAUGUUGAUCCCCCGGGUGUCAUUCAGCCUAUUACUGAACCUAAUAAAUAUUCGCCUUUCGUACAGCAAAGGCUGGGACAAUAUUCUACACCCACACAAACACCGCCAUCCUCUUUGCAAACUCAUCCGCCUUCUUAUGAAAUUUAUGGUAGCCCUAUGAUAAGUCGUAAAAGAUUUCCUUCAGAACCACCAGUAUCAGGUUCACACGGUUCAACAAGUCCUCAGUUAUUAAUUUCACGAUUUGCUCACCAAUUAAAGCAAGAACCUCUACCUAAAAUAGCUCCAGUUGAGGUGACAAAUCCUAAAGAAUCUGCUAAAAAACGAUUCGCUUCUUAUGUUAGACUAAGACUAGGUGGUGAACGUGCACCUUCACCAGAACCACCACCACGAUUUAGUCGCGGUGAAUCACCUCUCGCUAUACGAAGAAAUUUAAUUGACCAGCCUUCGCCAUCAUUUUCUCGAAGAUAUAUAUCACCGUCACCACCUCAGCCACCACCAAGAAGACUAUCUGAAAGUAAUUCAGUACCUGGCAGUCCUCAGCACGUACGUGCACGACUUCAUUACACACCAGAACCACAAAGAAGGCCUCCGCUUCCAUAACCCACCGUUAUUUUUGCCUCAUAAUAAAUUUAAAUCCACACUAGUGCCAUACAAUUAUCUUAUACUCAAGACUAUUCUGAUAAAUUGCUUAAUUUAUUAUUGAUUAUUCAAUAAUUGUCUAUUUUUAUUUUAUUAAAUAGUCUCGAGUAAAAUAAUUUUUAUAUGCGGUACAAAAUCUAAUAAAACACGCGAUCCCUAGCUCGUCACAUUAUUAAGUAAUGAUAAUUAAUAUUAAAUUAAUUAAAGCACUAAGUACGAAACGUCUGUGUAAUUAGAGAAUUUUACACAUGUUUACAAUGAAUCAGUGACGUUGAUUAGUUAAUGAGUUUUAAUAAUUGCAAUUUCGUAGUCUCGAGUCACGAAAUUUAUGUUUGUUCGUGUAUAUUAAUUUAUUUAUAAUAAUAUGGGAUACUCCAUAUCAAAUUGAACGAUUUUGUGCCUUUAGAUUUUUUAUUUGUCUAAAAAUUAAU